AUGCCUUUUGACUAUAGUAGAAGGGCAAGAGUUAUAGUUAGCUAGAGAAUGAAAAAAAAAUCAAUAAAUUAUCUAAAUCUUUAAUAAUUUAUAAUAAAUGAAUAAUAUUAUUUCAUAUAAAUACAAAAUAGUAAACAACUUUUAAACAUUAGUCUAUAAAAAACAUUAAACAUUUGUAUUUAUAAAUAAUUUUUAUCAUUUUAUUAUUCAAGUGAUAAAAAUUAAUUAAAAAUAGUUUUAGCGAUUAUAAUAAAGAGAAAGAAAGCAUAAAACUAGGCUGUUCAAUUAAUUAUUUGCUAUCUAAAUUUUCAAGAUAUUCUAUAUAUUACAGACUUUCAAUUAUACAGUAAUAAAAAAGAAAGAGCAAGAGUGUUGAUCUUAAAGACAAAUCCUUUAUAAUGGAUUUUUGAACAGAGUAUUAGUUUUAAGAAUUUGAAAAUUAAAAUAUAGUAAUCAAGUAUGGCCUGCUAAUUUAUAAACUAAAUCUGUACCAUUAUAAAAACCUAAUACUAAUAUGUAAAGUUAACAAGAGCCACAUUUUAGAUUGAUUAUAUUAUAAUAUAAAUUCUUCUAUAAACAAAGAUUAAACAUCUUCUUUGGUAACUAAUUUUUUAUGUAAAAUUAUCUUUAAUACAUAAAUAAGAUAUUUAUGUCCUUCAUACGGAUUUUUAGAUUAUCUUUAGAAUAAUAAUUAAAUUUGAGAAUUGCACAUGA
Molecule: messenger RNA, 714 nt
Organism: Paramecium sonneborni
Lineage: Eukaryota; Ciliophora; Oligohymenophorea; Peniculida; Parameciidae
Source: the annotation of a GenBank genome assembly